This is a messenger RNA of Pangasianodon hypophthalmus (striped catfish), 2790 nucleotides long. It is a transcript of the gene ttc39c, whose product is annotated as tetratricopeptide repeat domain 39C. NCBI's taxonomy places the organism in Eukaryota, Metazoa, Chordata, Actinopteri, Siluriformes, Pangasiidae. The record is from RefSeq and is a predicted model, not a curated record. Bases 452 to 2188 code for a protein of 578 amino acids. Gene Ontology annotation, molecular function: protein binding. Gene Ontology annotation, biological process: otolith morphogenesis; cilium assembly. The transcript is spliced from 14 exons.
UCUGCUUUUUGGUGCGCCGCUUCGGGGAAAUCCGGCAGAAAUGAAUGAGGAGCGAAAAUAUCUGCUUGUACUUAGACUUGACGCUGCUGGGAGGAUUGUCACACCGUGUGAAUGAUCAGGAUGGUAAACAAUAAAAAUGAGUGGAUGCUCUAGUUGAUUUGAAACAAUAUGACAGGUUUAGAGUAGAUGAAUGUGGCAGGGAUUGCACUGUGCAGAGGACGUGUGGCCUGAACAGCAGUGUUUUUCUCACAAUAUUUGCGAGCUAAAUCUUGGCUGAAACGCACGUCGCUAAGGUUUGGACAGGCGCACGAAAAGUAUAAAAAUUCCCAGCUGUGGUUUCAUAUCAUUUUCGGCUACGUUUAGGACUGUUUUAGGAUUGGCCUGUCAUUUUGAUGUUUUCUCUACGCUUGGUAUUCGUUGUUAAUCGCCCUUCUGUGUGAGCGCAUGCGCAAUGGCAGGCCGCGAGCAGCAUCAGCAUCAGCAUCAGCAUCAGCACCAUCCGCAGGUGGAGAUGAAGGCAGAGCUGGAUGAUGCGGAGCUGGCACUGCAGGGCAUAAGUAUGCUCCUCAACAAUGGGUUCAAGGAAAGCGACGAGCUCUUCAGGAGAUACAGGACCCAAAGUCCAUUGAUGAGCUUCGGAGCCAGUUUCGUGUCCUUCCUGAAUGCCAUGAUGACGUUUGAGGAGGAAAAGAUGCAGAUGGCCUGUGAUGACCUGCGUACCACAGAGAAGCUGUGUGAGAGUGACAACGCUGGUGUCAUCGAGACCAUCCGCAAUAAAAUCAAGAAAAGUAUGGACUCUCAGACGUCAGGGUUGGCAACAGUGGAUCGGCUCCAAAGGCAGAUCAUAGUGGCCGACUGUCAGGUCUACCUCGCUGUGCUCUCCUUCAUCAAGCAGGAACUCUCAGCAUACAUUAAAGGAGGCUGGAUCCUCCGCAAGGCUUGGAAGAUGUACAACAAAUGCUACAGUGACAUUAGCCAGCUUCAGGAGACAUGUCGCAGACGUUCCUCUGAUCAGACAAAUCACAAUACGUCGGUUGCCGAGAGCAGUGGGGGGCUGACGGAGGAGGCACUGGGGCGUCUGAAGGGCUCAGUUAGUUUUGGCUACGGCCUUUUCCAUCUCUGCAUCUCUAUGGUUCCUCCCCACUUACUGAAGAUUGUCAAUCUGCUGGGAUUCCCAGGAGAUCGACACCAGGGCCUGGCGUCACUCAUCUACGCCAGUGAGAGCAGAGACAUGAAAGCACCACUGGCCACGCUGGCUCUCUUGUGGUACCACACAGUGGUGCAGCCCUUCUUCGCUCUGGAUGGCUCUGAUUCCCGGGCUGGGCUGCUUGAAGCCAAAACCAUCCUGCAGAAGAAAGCAGUAAUUUACCCCAACUCCUCUCUCUUCAUCUUCUUCAGAGGACGAGUACAGAGGUUAGAGUGCCAGAUAAACAGUGCAUUGGCAUCUUUCCAUGAUGCCCUGGAGUUUGCUUCAGACCAAAGAGAGAUCCAACAUGUGUGUCUCUAUGAGAUCGGGUGGUGCAGUAUGAUUGAGAUGAACUUUGAAGAUGCUUAUCAGGCUUUUGAAAGACUAAAAAAUGAGUCCCGGUGGUCACAAUGCUACUACGCUUACCUAACUGGAGUAUGCCAGGGUGCGUCGGAUGAUUUGGAGGGGGCAAACACUGUUUUCCGAGAUGUGCCUAAGCUCUUCAAACGCAAGAACAAUCAGAUUGAGCAGUUUGCAUUCAGGAGGGCAGAGCGAUUGAGGAAGCUGGGUGCGACACAGGAGCUGUGUAUUCUCGGAGUUGUAGAGGUGCUCUACCUGUGGAAGGCUCUUGCAAAUUGCUCAUCCUCCAAACUGCAGCUCAUGAGCCAAGUGCUGCAGGGUCUGGAUGAUCCAUCCUGCCAGGGUUUAAAACACCUGCUUCUCGGUGCUAUACAGAAGUGUCUCGGAAACAUUAAAGAUGCUGUCCAGUCAUACCAGAUGGCAGCCAGGGAUGAGCUGGGCCGACUGAACAACUCUUACGUGCAGCCGUACGCCUACUACGAGCUUGGAUGUGUAUUAUUGGCUAAACCUGAGACUUUGAGUAAAGGAAGGUCAUUGCUGCUUCAGGCAAAGGAGAACUGUGCAGGAUAUGACUUUGAGAACAGACUGCACGUGCGAAUCCACACAGCCCUCGCCUCUGUGAAGGAAGUGGUUCCUCUGUGACCCCAACCGAUCCAGGAAGUGCAUUAUACAGGGACCAGUCCUGUUUGGCACCUUUUAAAAUGCGAGCCAUUAUAAUGAUUUUUUUUCCCUUUCUUUUUUUUAGUGAAAACCAAAAUGAUGACAAAUUAUUUUCUAGGUGGCUAGGUUGAUCACCAGUAGUGUUUCUUGUUUUCAUGUAGUAGAUUAUGCUUAAAGUAGAGUAUAUUGCCACAGUUUAGAGUUCACUUAAAGGUAGCUGACCCAUUACACUGAUGAAUGUUUCUGUUUCUGAAUGUUUUGUCUUUUCUGGCUUUCAGUAUGUGUUGGGUUUUCAGAACAUCUUGGAAAGGUGUCAGAAAAUUUUCUGAAUUUGGGUGGCUUUAUCAUUUUAAAAUUUAUGAUAAUUUAAGAAUGAGUGUCAUGAGAAUGAUAGUAGAUUAACACUACCUACCUAACACUACCUAACACUAUUACUAUAUUUACACACACAUUAAUGUCAGAGGAUGGCAGUAUUCUGACUAAGGCCUCUAUCACAUUGCAAAUGUUUCUCUAAUAAGCAUAUACCCACUGAAUGAAAUAGAACUGAAUGAAUUUACCCAUUAACUUUGCAUUUUUUACAUUAU